Messenger RNA from Trypanosoma grayi, 456 nucleotides. RefSeq lists its product as hypothetical. The record is from RefSeq and is a predicted model, not a curated record. The transcript has a single exon. Lineage: Eukaryota; Euglenozoa; Kinetoplastea; Trypanosomatida; Trypanosomatidae. The coding region runs from base 1 to 456 and encodes 151 amino acids.
AUGCUGUUGCACUUGGAUGAGAGGGAUAAGAAUGUUUGUGUCGCUGCAAAGGGUGCGGUGCGUGAGUGUUUCACAUUUAUUGCCCAUCUUCAGGACGACGCAGAGUUGAAGAUAAAGCAGAUUUCGUCCAAACCGCACAUGCACAUUGCACAUGAGACAGAGGUUGGUGAGCUCUACGAUGACGUGGCCUCCGUGUGGGUUUUACAUUUUCCCGGUAUGAUGAGGGAAUACAUGUUGCAGACUGUGUCAUUCACACGGUCACCCACUGAGCUGCUCCGUAGAAACGCUGCGUGGAUUCUGGGGGCAUUUGUGAGUCGCAUUGCCCCGGGGGAGUUGUCUCGAUGUGGUGUGGAGCAGGUCUCAGCCUCUCUCGUUGAGCUCGUUGGCGCCGCAGAGAAGUCUGAGACUGUACGAGUGGCAGCUGCGCAUGGAAUUGGUUUGUUUAGUGGCAUUUAG